Astyanax mexicanus (Mexican tetra) is the source of this 2871-nucleotide messenger RNA. RefSeq names its product NEDD1 gamma-tubulin ring complex targeting factor (gene nedd1). The transcript is spliced from 17 exons. The record is from RefSeq and is a predicted model, not a curated record. Gene Ontology annotation, molecular function: gamma-tubulin binding. Lineage: Eukaryota; Metazoa; Chordata; Actinopteri; Characiformes; Acestrorhamphidae. Bases 194 to 2212 code for a protein of 672 amino acids. Gene Ontology annotation, cellular component: centriole; ciliary basal body; pericentriolar material. Gene Ontology annotation, biological process: mitotic cell cycle; microtubule nucleation.
CCUAGCUUUGACCCUGCUGGCGUGCCGUAGUGGCGGUUCCCUCGUCAGUCUGCAGACUUUCAAACACUUUGAGAUAUUCGGAAAAAGUGGGAAUUAUUAUAAUACUGAGCGCCGGAGGAGAAACUGCUGAUUAAACAGGGAUAACUGGACUCGGGGAAAAGUGCUUUAUCUAUAAAUUCACGAGAGGUUUGCUAUGGAGGAGCUGACCCGGUUGGUGUCAUCAGGUGACUGCCUGAAGAUAUGGGACUCAGCCUCUAUGACUGUAGUGGAGCAGUUCAAUCCCCACAGUGCCACCCACCCUCUGGCCCAAGUAUGCUGGAGCAGCAGCAAUCAGUACAUUGUCAGUGCCAGCAGUAUAGGAGACAAGCUGGUGGUGACUAGCCUGAAGUCUUCACCAGUCCCUGUAAUGGAGCUUGCUGAAGGGAAAAAGCAGACACGGGUUGCUCUAAAUUCCACAUCACAGUUUCUGGUCAGUGGUGGCCUAGACAAUACCGUUAACAUCUGGGACUUAAAGACAAAGAGAUUGCACCGUAGCCUCAAGGACCAUAAAGAAGAAGUGACGUGUGUAUCCUUCAAUGGUGGUGAUAGCUACAUAGCAUCUGGUUCUACCAGUGGAGACAUUAUCCUUCACAGCAUUACCACCAAUCUGUCCAGCAAACCCUUUGGCCAUGGGCCUAAUGAACCAGUUCAUGACCUGAAGUACUCACUGAUAAAGCGGUCUUUGUUGGGAAGUGUGUCAGACAGCGGCUCUGUGGUGCUCUGGGAUGCUAACACACAAAAGGAAGUACACACAUUUGAGGGAGCACACAAAGCUCCUGCAUCAGGCCUGUCCUUCUCGCCUGCCAAUGACUUGCUCUUCAUCACAGUGGGCUUGGACAAGAAGAUCGUCUGCUAUGACACUGCCAGUAAAAUUAUUUUCCGUAGUAAGCAGGUGGAGUCCCCUCUCACAGCGGUGGACUUUACUCCAGAUGGUGCGGGGCUGGUAGUGGGCUCCACUCAAGGAAGGAUCUACAUGUAUGACUUGCGUAAUUUAAGUGCCCCUAUCAAAACUACCACAGCUCACAAGACUUCAGUUACCUGCAUCCGAUUUCAGCACUCAAAUACUAGACUAAAGACCAGUAAAACAGUGUCCAGCAAGGUUUCCUCAACGCAGUCCAAAAGAAUAUCUGUGAAACUGGGGCAGAAUCAACAGAGUGGACCUCCAACCCCCACCUCCACUGUGCCCUCUAGCAUGCCUGUCCUCGAAAACCUAUCAGAGAAUUUAGGGAAUACUGGUGAUGUGUCUUCUAAGGAGGCCGAAGGGCAACACAGCCUGGACAAAUUCAGCAGUGUGGGUCGAAACAGUCUGAGUCUGGAUGUUUUCUCACCAGUUGCUGAUGGUUUGAAAACACAUGGUUUUAGUGGUGAUACUCCAACAUCAAGAAAUGGAGGCAGCAGCAGUGCAGAUUUGUUCUUUCGAGAAGCUGAAGGCCAGCAUGGUUCGGACAAGUUCAAGGUGGGCCGAAACAGCCUAGACAUUUUCUCUCCUGUCCGAGACGAUUAUAAAAGUUAUAGAAUGAGUGAUGCCUCAAGUGGAAAGAAAGACUUAGAUUUUUUACCUCAGUAUCACGGCUCAGCUCAGCGAAAAAACCCACUGGGCACACCUGGCAGUCGCUGCUACAGUCCACUGUCUGCUGUCCAAACACCCCCUGCUAUCAAAGAGGAAGAGCCUGUUACAACAAUGCCUCCCCAUACAGAUGCGCAGAACAGUGUAAUGAUGGAGAAGACUAAUGGUCCCCGGACAGACGUUAUGACCACACCUCCUGCCUCUCAGACUGCACAUAUUCAGCAGUCAGUGCCUCCAUUCAACACCCCUGAGCCCAGUCAGAGGAGGGAAGUGCCGACCCAGCUCACCUAUGACUCCCCUGUGAAUAGUAGCCAGCCUGUACCAGCAGCAGAAGCAGCAGCUGCAUCUGCUGCUGGAAGUGGUGGAGCACCGCUCACAUCUGUCCAGAUGAAUUUUGUACGCAACAUGAUCCACGAAGCACUAGAGGACUUCAGGGAUACAUGCCAUAGAGACAUUAUUAACCUCCAGGUGGAAAUGGUGAGGCAGUUCUAUAUUCAGUUGAAUGAAAUCCACGGACUCAUAGAGAGAUACUCUGUUAAUGACUCUCUCGUGGAGGAGAUUGAGAAGCUGAAGGAGGAAAACAGACGACUCCGAGCGAAUUACUAAAAAGCACUUGACUCUUUUGAUGUGUGUGAAAUAAAUCUCCCACAGGCCUCGCUGCAAGGCUUCAGCCAAAGCCAGGAGUGGCACUACAGCACUAACCUGGGAGAUGAAGAAAAGGGAGAAUAUGUCAUAUUUUUCUGUCAAUCUCUGAAGUAAGAACUCAUCCCCCAGAUUUAGGGCACAAAUACUGUUAUGUAUAUAUACAUCCCACCAGUGCACAUUAUUAGGCAACAGAAGGGCUUUUCUACCAUUACUGUGCCUUCAGACACAGAGAGAAUACCUAUAAGCAUUUCUUUCUAUACUUUGCAUACAUACAAUUUUGCAUACUUUUUCUACAAUAGAUUUGUAGUGAACAUAUUACAGCGUACAGGUGUGAAUGUUUUGCGGUGGUAAUCAGAUCUGAAGUGUGAGUCUUCACUGUGUGAAUGCUUUAGGUAUUUGUAAUUCAUCAUUGUGUAAGUACAUGGACAAAAAUAAAAAAAGUGCACAACAUUUUAUAUUGAAACAAUUAAAAUAUGAGCAUGUAAUGAUGUAAACACCAGCUAUACUGAGAGUUUCAUAAAAAAAAAAACAAGGAAUGGGCUUCAUUUAAGUGACCUGUUAUUAAAAAUGAUAAUAAAGGUAUGUUUAUACUGCUUAGUAUUUGCUUAUGCAGUAAACCA